Schistosoma turkestanicum is the source of this 1401-nucleotide messenger RNA. Lineage: Eukaryota; Metazoa; Platyhelminthes; Trematoda; Strigeidida; Schistosomatidae. The record is from the annotation of a GenBank genome assembly.
AUGAAGACUGAAAAUAAAUUAAAAAAAAGCAUACUAUCUGUCAAAGAAUGUGAAUCUAUUUCAGUUGAAGAAAAUGUUAGUAUUCUGAAACUUAAGAUAACAAAUGAAUUAGAAUCAAAGUAUCGUGAGCAAAUUUCAAUUUUGCAGUCCAAUCUGCAAUGUUUUCAAGAUGAAAAUAGAAUGCUGUCAGAAGAAGUUCACACUCUCAAUAAAACAAUAUUCGAAGAACGUUCAGAAUUUAAAAAUAUGAAAUUAUUGUAUGAAGCUGAGAUUACUAGUCUUACAAAGAUUAAAGAUGACCAACGUAUGCAGAUUAAUCAACUAUCAUCUGUUAAAACCAAUGAAGAUAAAAAGCUAUUAUUGCAAAAUGCACAACUUCAAGCUAAAUGUCAGGAAUUUGAUAAUCAAAUUCGUUGUUUAAAAGAAAAUUUAUCUACAGAAAGAAAUAAAAUUCAAUCAGAAAAUCUUGAUCAAUUACUUGUGUGUUCUGAAAUGAAAGCUAAGAAUAUAGAACUUGAAGCAUUGUGUUCUACUCAAAAAAGUCAAUUAUGCAUAUUAACGGAAGAAGUAAAUAAUUUACGUAAAGCAUUGGUGACUUAUCGCCAAACAUCUGUAGAAUCCACGAAAAAUCAAGUCCAAGCUGAAUUACAAGUUGAAAAGUUCUUAAACUCUGUACGCACUGAAUUAUUUAAUUUACGGAUCGAAGCACAAGCUCAACGAUCGGAAAUUGAAAAACAGAGAGGUGAAUUGAUGAAAAAGUCUGAAGCGCUAAAUCAUGAAUUGGGUUUAUUAUCGUCACGUUUAACAAAUUCUAAUCAGCUUGAUCUAUUGUCAAUUAAUUACGAUACAACAACAUCUACUACUAGAGAUGAUGAAAAGAUGCAACAAAUCAUCAAAUUAUUUCGUCAUCAUCUUAUGAUUCAUAUUCAUCAAUUCGAAAAUAAAAUGAAAAGUAUUUCGGAACGUUUAAAUUUAGAAGUAAAUCAAAUGCAAACAUUUAAAAUUUAUGCGAAUUCUUUUAUGGAGAAGAUAAGCAGUACGGAAUCUCAACAAAAAUCACUUAUUUUGGCUGAUCUUAAUAAUCGGGGGCUUUUAAAACACUUAGAUAUAAGUAAUGCCAUCAGAAAUAAAAUGCAACAGUUUUUAGAAGAUUCACGUAAGAAAAAAAGAGCCUUAUGUCUUCGGAUAGUGUUAUUGAAACGAAAACUCAACUUCCUUGAAUAUGAAAUGGAAAAGCUGCGUAAAGAAAAUAACAAUUUAAAAAGAAAUGUGUCAAUUUCCGAGUAUGAACGAGUAUGUACGGCAUACAAAGAUUUAUACAGACGACAUCAAGAAUAUGAGAGUAUUAUUCUGAAUUCUGAUAAUCAAAAAUUUACCAUCAAAACUCAUCAUAUUCAAUAG